Messenger RNA from Miniopterus natalensis, 1536 nucleotides. RefSeq names its product potassium channel regulator (gene KCNRG). Gene Ontology annotation, cellular component: endoplasmic reticulum. Gene Ontology annotation, molecular function: protein binding. Lineage: Eukaryota; Metazoa; Chordata; Mammalia; Chiroptera; Miniopteridae. Gene Ontology annotation, biological process: negative regulation of delayed rectifier potassium channel activity; protein homooligomerization. The record is from RefSeq and is a predicted model, not a curated record.
AUACAGAUUUACAAUAGCUUUUCAUGGAGAAUUUAUGGAAUACAAGAAAGGGAUCUAUUUGAUACCUACCCCUAGAUAUAUUGGCAGUUUUCCUUAAACUAUCCAGUUUCUCAUCUGUAGCUUUUUUAUUUUGUAUACUGCAUGUUCCCAAGCAACUCAGAUUUGCAAACACAACUGUGGAUACACUGUUUGCUUUACAGUAUGUUACCUGGUAAUCUAGGUCUCCGUUUUCUGUUAUUUUCCCUUCCCUCCACUUAUUAAUCAUACAUAACUAGCAGCAUUUAUAGUUAUAGUUUGAUUUACAAGUUCCUAAAUCUGUGGUGGAUGGUUUGUAGCCUCUAGGCUGAAGCAAAAGAAUGAGUAAUCAGGAACUGGUCACUUUGAAUGUGGGAGGGAAGAUAUUCACAACAAGAUUUUCUACCAUAAAGCAGUUUCCUGCCUCUCGGCUCACACGAAUGUUAGAUGGCAGAGACCAGGAAUUGAAGAUGCACGGUGGCCAGAUUUUUGUGGACAGAGAUGGUGUUUUAUUUAGUUUCAUCUUAGAUUUUUUGAGAACUCAACAGCUUAUUUUACCUACUGAUUUUUCAGACUAUCUUAGGCUUCAGAGAGAGGCUCUUUUCUAUGAACUUGAUCCUCUAGUUGAUCUCUUAAACCAAGAACUCCUGCUACAGCCAAGACCCGCUCUUGUGGAGGUGCGGUUCCUAAGCCGAAACACUCAAGCUUUUUUCAGAGUGUUUGGCUCUUGCAGCAAAACAAUUGAGAUGCUAACUGGGAAGAUUACAGUGUUUAUAGAGCAACCUUCAGCGCCAACCUGGAGUAGUAACGCUUGCCCUCCUCAGACGACCUUACUUCCACUGCCUCCACAAAGACCUUCUUACCACGACCUGGUUUUCCAGUGCGGCUCGGACAGCAUUACUGAUAACCAAACCGCAGUCAGGUAUGUUUCUAUACAACCUGAUAACCGAAAAUUGGCCAAUGGAACUAAUGUCCUCGGCUUACUCAUUGACACUUUAUUAAUGGAAGGCUUCCAUCUGGUCAGCAGCAGAACAGUGUCCUCUGAAGACAAAACCGAAUGCUACUGUUUUGAAAGGAUAAAAAGGCCUGAAGCUCUUGCCAUAAACAAAACAGUGAAACCUGAGGCUACCAUCAUGCCAGAGCAAUAUCAGAAAAAGAAAUGAGGUUUUUUGUUCUCUUUUAGAGUAAAGGGAAAUUGCUAUUUUCUUGUAGGGAGAUUCCAUAUUUAAGGCAUCUGUGUUAGUCAAAUAUGUACUCAGCCUAACUUUUUGGCCUUAUCUCCUUUCAUGCCAUCUCUAGGCAGCCACACCUCAACAAUGCUUAAGCCACUCCAACUGCUGCUUUCUGAACAAUACUGUGCAAUUGGUACUUUGGCACAUAUUCUUUCUACCUUCAGUCCCUCUUUACAUUUCUCUUUUUCUUGAACAUUUAUACAGCUUUCAAGAAUGGGCUCUGGAAUCAUACUGAUUGAUUUCUAAUCCCAACUUAAUCACUUAUAAACUGUAUGACUUGGGCAAGUCA